GGUCUCCCACUGGCUGUAACUCUUGCUCUGGCAUUCGCCACCAAGAGGAUGACGAAAGAAAACCUCCUGGUGCGCGUCUUGGGCUCCUGCGAGACGAUGGCCAACUCUUCCAUCAUCUGCACCGACAAGACCGGUACUCUCACCCGCAACGUCAUAUCCGUGGUCGCAAGCCCACACAGGAGCUCUGGUUCGAAUACCCUGUGUGACGAUUUCAGCAUCGAUUAA
Molecule: messenger RNA, 225 nt
Organism: Suillus fuscotomentosus
Lineage: Eukaryota; Fungi; Basidiomycota; Agaricomycetes; Boletales; Suillaceae
Exons: 1
Biological process (GO): intracellular calcium ion homeostasis
Cellular component (GO): intracellular membrane-bounded organelle
Molecular function (GO): P-type calcium transporter activity
Source: RefSeq, a predicted model, not a curated record